Coregonus clupeaformis (lake whitefish) is the source of this 1487-nucleotide messenger RNA. RefSeq names its product ADP-ribosylation factor 3. Gene Ontology annotation, cellular component: plasma membrane; cytoplasm. Lineage: Eukaryota; Metazoa; Chordata; Actinopteri; Salmoniformes; Salmonidae. The coding region runs from base 141 to 686 and encodes 181 amino acids. The record is from RefSeq and is a predicted model, not a curated record. Gene Ontology annotation, molecular function: GTP binding; GTPase activity. The transcript has 5 exons. Gene Ontology annotation, biological process: vesicle-mediated transport; intracellular protein transport.
GCGUCUUCUCGCGAGAGUCAAACGGCGCUGCCCGAAUCCAGCUGGUACGGCUAAAAGAGCUCUGUAGCAGUGAGUUGAGGUCUGACCAGCCAGCCAGUCACCAGUCAACCAGCCAGCCAGCCACCAGCCAGUCAGUCACCAUGGGGAACAUCUUUGGCAACCUGCUGAAGAGCCUGUUAGGGAAGAAGGAGAUGAGGAUCCUGAUGGUGGGGCUGGACGCUGCAGGGAAGACCACCAUCCUAUACAAACUGAAGCUGGGAGAGAUAGUCACCACCAUCCCCACUAUCGGGUUUAACGUGGAGACGGUUGAGUAUAAGAACAUCAGCUUCACGGUGUGGGACGUGGGUGGUCAGGACAAGAUCAGGCCUCUGUGGAGACACUACUUCCAGAACACACAGGGUCUGAUCUUCGUGGUGGACAGUAAUGAUCGUGAGCGGGUGAACGAGGCUCGAGAGGAGCUGAUGAGGAUGCUGGCUGAGGACGAGCUACGAGACGCCGUGCUUCUUAUCUUCGCUAACAAACAGGACCUGCCCAAUGCCAUGAACGCAGCAGAGAUCACAGACAAGCUGGGGCUCCACUCCCUCCGUCACCGAAACUGGUACAUCCAGGCCACCUGCGCCACCAGCGGAGACGGCCUAUACGAGGGCCUUGACUGGCUGGCCAAUCAGCUGAAGAACAAGAAGUGAGUGGACCAAUCAGAGGAGAGUGAGGAGAAACCUUAGUGUCAGCUCUUGAAUCAAAAAGUGGUAGUUGGUUUUAGUUGAUCCAUUAAGUGAAAGAUCCUGACAUGGUGGUAGUGAAAUAUGAUUGGUGUGUAGGAAGGGGACUUAGAGAGAAUAUCCCUAUUGCUUGAGGAUUCCUAUCCCCAUUCCUUGAGGACAUUUUCAGCCUGUUGUCAACUAAAUGGUUAGCACUGCCCAAACACGGGCCAUCAAUGUCAAUACAUUAACCUUAAUAAUAACCUUUAAAAAGUAUUAAGCAACACCAUUUAUUUAUUAAUUUAGUUGUUAUUUAUUUAUGUAUUUAUUUCAGAAUGGACAAUGGCAAUGUUAGUUUGGUUUGGAACACAGUAUUAUGCAUGGCCAUAUAGUAAAUGAACUCUUUGAAAUGAAGUUUGAAAUUGUAUCUGUCUAAUGUUGUCUAUUUAGCCAGUGUCUUCUGACAGUAUUCUCCUUUUACACUAAAAUUGCUACUGCUGGUUGGAGUAACGCAGUAAUGGUAGAUAUUAAUUGAGAGUGACAUAGGUUUGUGUAAAACACAUCCAAUAUGCAAAAGCAUGCUUUUUUCUAUGUCAACUGUAUAUUUACACAUUUUGCUUAACAAGUACAAACAUAUACCUGUAAGAAUAUAUCUGAAAUAUACCUGAAAGUAAUCAUUGUGGUUGAUAUGUUCAAUUGUAGAUAUCAGGAUUCGUGUAUGGACUGAUGUGUAUAGAUGUGUGAAUAUAACAUUACAGCUUGUAUAUUACAUUUCCUACAUUGAGUUUG